UGCCUGUUGAACACAUAUUGGAGUUUGAAACUACGGGGAGCGAAGCCCCUAUAUAUACACAGUUGGUAUACAGGCUACGCAUGUGCAGCGUACUACUAGGAACGCAGUUCUAACAGAUAUGAGCGAUGUUGCUGAGAUGGCUGCACAGGAAUCGGAGAGUUGAUCAUGGCGCACAGAAAAGCUUGCGCCGAAGGUAAUGAUUCUUCGUGGCCUAGAGAUCGACUGUCAGAAGAUGUUCCAGUCGCCAGACAGCGUGAUAAUGCGGGACAGACUCGAUAGAUUUUGCAGUGAAAUUGAUUCUGGGUCGGAUCGGAUCAAGAGACUUCUUGGGGGGGGGCAAGCGUCGCACGAUGAGCGCAGCAGGUGCGAGAAUGUUGGGAAGGAGGAAAGGUGCAUAGAGAUGGUCAGGGGCAGCCCAACUCCCUUCUUCUACGGCGCCAAUAGAAUCUCAUCUAUAACAGGGAUUUCAUUAUUCUUGAAUAAUACACAUAUACAACACUAAAAAAGGUCCUUGAAUGCCGUGUAAUCCCUUGUAUUCCUCCUUGCCCCAGCACUCUAAGUUGUUGCUUAGAACAACGCUGUACAGUC
Messenger RNA from Pseudogymnoascus destructans, 588 nucleotides. RefSeq lists its product as uncharacterized. The transcript has a single exon. The record is from RefSeq and is a predicted model, not a curated record. Bases 197 to 502 code for a protein of 101 amino acids. Lineage: Eukaryota; Fungi; Ascomycota; Leotiomycetes; Thelebolales; Thelebolaceae.